GGGAAGAAUCGAGAAUGGAACGGCACGUACGCCUUUUUCUCAACAAGCUCUCAUUUGCUUCAAUCGCCAUUGCCUCUCUCACCCUCCUCCUCCUCUUCCUCCAAACCCCACAGACCUGCAUUCCCCCAAAUUCCCCUCCAAAACCCCAUCUCAAAUUCCCCAAAUCCUCCUGCGAUUCCACUCCUCGCCAGAUCCUCUCCGUCGACAAGAAGAACAAGCGCCUCUGGUCCACCAAACUCUGGCACAACAACCUCUCCUCCUUCCUCAAUUUCUUCCACGCCCUUCGCGAUCUAGGGCUUCUCCAUAACCACACCAAAGUCCUCUGUGUUUCCGCCGGCGCUGGCCACGAGGUCAUGGCGCUCUCUCAGAUGGGACUUCUUGAUGUCACUGGCGUCGAAUUGGUUGAUUCGCCUCCUUUGGUAACUCGUGCUGAUCCGCAUAAUUUGCCGUUUUUUGAUCAUGCUUUUGAUUUGGCGUUUUCUGCUCAUUUGGCUGAGGCGUUGUUUCCGUCUCGAUUUGUGUCGGAGAUGGAGAGAACUGUUCGUCCUUUUGGAUCGUGUGUGGUCGUUGUUGAGGAAUGUGGUGAUGAUGAAGUUAGGGAGAUUGUUGGAUUGUUUACGAAAUCGCGAUUUGUAAAUUCCGUCAAUGUUACGUUAACCGGGUUGAAAAUGACUCGGAUUCUAAUGAAAAGAGUUUCUUCUCGGUAGAUUGUUCUUUCGAUUUCUUAAUUUCCGUUUCGAUUUCCAUUUUUGGAUUGUAUGAAAUGAAACCCUGAUUGUACAGAAAUUACAGACGAUAAUUUCCUGAGGUUGAUUUUGUGUA
Cucurbita pepo subsp. pepo (vegetable marrow) is the source of this 822-nucleotide messenger RNA. RefSeq lists its product as uncharacterized. The record is from RefSeq and is a predicted model, not a curated record. Gene Ontology annotation, molecular function: S-adenosylmethionine-dependent methyltransferase activity. Lineage: Eukaryota; Viridiplantae; Streptophyta; Magnoliopsida; Cucurbitales; Cucurbitaceae.